CACACUCACCCACUCUCAUCAUUUUCUCUCUCUCCCCCCUCUCUCUCUCUCUCUCCCUCUCUCCCUCUCUCUCUCUCUGUCUCGCUCCCUCUGUCUCACGCCAUUCCUCUGGGCUCUGCAUCCUUCUUGCUUCUUCUCACAAGUCAAAUUGUAUUUGUAAGUACGAGCUGAAUGUCUCCCUGUGUAUGCCUGGGUUUCCAUUAGUCUUUUUUGUAUGUGUGAGUGACUGCUUGGCUACUUUAGUGUGACUGAGUGGAGCAGUGAGGUGUAUCAAGUGUAUGUGGGUCUUUGUCUCACACUCACACUCUCGCCGCUCUUCUUGCAACUCUUCUCGGGAUCUCCGGGUCCCUUUCCUCGGCGACGGGCUCCCCACACCAAGCAGUCACCAUUUCCGCCCCCGGGAGACCCACGCUGGCAGCGCAGCCCCUUCCCCGACUCAGCAUCGGGAGGAAGACCCUGGUGGCGGCUGCCGUAGGGGUUAUGCUGGUCCUGGUGCUGGUGGUGCUCAUCCCCGUGCUCGUCAGCUCUGUGGGUACAGAUUCCAGUCACUAUGAGAUGCUGGGCACCUGCCGUAUGGUGUGUGACCCCUACCUGAACAAGGGCACUCCAGCCAGCAGCACGAGCUCCACCGGUCUUCAGGCUGAGGCAGAGGCGCUGAGCGACCACAGCAACGUGCUUCCACCUUCCACGUUACUGCAGGGUCCGCAGGGGAAGCCGGGCAAGCCCGGCAAACAAGGACCACCUGGACCGCCAGGAGAACCUGGGCCACCAGGACCAGCGGGGCCUCCCGGCGACAGAGGCGAUCAAGGAAGGACUGGGAUUUUGGGUCUGGGGGGUAAUGGAGCUAUAAGCACGGCCACCUACAGCACGGUGCCACGGGUGGCCUUCUAUGCAGGGCUUAAAAACCCCCACGAAGGUUACGAGAUCCUCAAGUUUGACGACGUUGUCACCAACUUAGGCAACAACUACGAUGGCAUUUCGGGCAAGUUCAUCUGCAGCAUACCCGGUACUUACUUCUUCAUCUACCAUGUGCUGAUGAGAGGAGGUGACGGCACCAGCAUGUGGGCAGACCUCUGCAAGAAUGGCCAGGUUCGUGCCAGCGCCAUCGCCCAGGACGCUGACCAGAACUACGACUACGCAUCCAACAGCGUCAUCCUCCAUCUGGACGCAGGCGACGAGGUUUACAUCAAGUUGGACGGAGGCAAAGCCCACGGUGGCAACAACAACAAGUACAGCACCUUCUCUGGCUUCAUCCUCUACGCAGACUGAGAACACAUAGACACAAGAGACAGUUAGACAAGAAAAGACUCAGAGAAAGAGUUGUACGGCGGGAGGAGGAGGAGGAGGAAGAGGAGGAGGAGGGUGUGUGUGUUAAAAGCCGGAAUGCUUUCUAGUUUUCCUAAUUCUCUCCAUCAUCACGGACACCUCUGCUUCGUAUCCAUCAGCCAUCCUGGCUCUGUAGCCGAGCCUGGAAGCAAAGCUCCCGAGGACACACUGAGAGGGGCCGGGCGGGUGGUGUGGGAGGAGUGGGAUGCCGGGUGGAGGCGGGUUGGUUGUUCUGCGCUCCUUGCCACAAUGCCGAUGUGUCAGAAGCUCCUCACUUUCGGUGUCUCUCCUCUUCAGCCCUUCUCCAUUGCACAGAAAUAUCAACAAAAAUGAAUACCCUGCAAAAGUGGAUGAUCUCACCUCCUCUCUCCACAGUGGCAGCAGUUAGCUACUGUCAGUGGACUGGACUGACAGAAACCUGUAGUGUUGUUCUGUGCAAAUUUUCCUUAGAUCGUGUUUUUAUUUUGUAGACAUGCAUAAUAUUCUACACAAAUGAGAUUUAAAAAAAAAAAAAAAGAUGAAUAUAUUUGUCCCUUGUGAAGAUAUCCUGUUUGACCGAGAGAUGUUAUUUGUGAUGCAGCUCAGAGACCUAACAGCUGGAGAAGAAAUCUUUAAAUCAAGGCUUUCAGUAUUUUAUGGCAGUGGGUGUUUUUCUUCAUCGCUGGGUACAGCAAGGUAACUAUAUAUUGUUGUUGUGGAGAAUACAUUCUGCACCUCCAAUGUAUCUGAAAAAGGAAACAUAGCGUCGAGACAAAACCCCUCCCGCAAAUCACUUCACACCGUUUCACGCGCUGCCACACGAUGUCCUGCUGCUGUUCAGAUUAGAGUAUAGUUCAAAUAAUCUUUUCAAUGUUCUAGCUUCACGUAGACGCGCCACUUGCCACAACCAGCCGCGUGAUGACGCACGUACAGUAUAAGGGAUUCAGAUGUAACCUUGUCGAAGAGCGCCGGCCCUUUCUUCUCCUCCGCUGUGCCAGCCUCGAAGCUUUCUUGUGCAGUAAAAAAAAAAGAAAAAGAAUAAAGAAUAAAUAAAUAAAAUCCGGAUCCUGAAGCAGAGGACGAGGGAGAGGAAGUCACAUACACACUCAGAGGAGGACUUAGAGAGAGGGAAAGGUGGAGGAGGCGUUCAAGCACAGGAACUGUGAGUGGGCAAUUUUUUUUUUUUUUUCUGUUUUCAGUGUCCCUGAGCUUCACUGGAUGUCAUCCAUUCAUUAGCUCCAUAUUCAUCGACACACAGGCAUUAUGGUAAUAUUUACUCAACAUGGCGACCUGACAGCUUGCUUGAGAAUGAAACAAAUUGGGUGAGUGACUUGGCCUAUUGCGACUGCACGUUUGAGGAUUCGUGUGUUUGUGCGUGCGUGUAUGUACUGUACCUGUGCAUACCAGUGAGUGUCUGCAUUUUAGCAUGUGCCGUGCCAUGACUUCAUUGUUCUUUUUUCAGCGUUAUCCUGUGCUACAGCCAAUGACAGAUAUUUUACUCAGCAGCCAAUGAGAUUGCGCUCCGUGGGGUGGAGCCUCUAUAGAUAUGACGAGGAGAACAAACAGCUUGUAAUUGAAAUCUACGACUUGUUGGUCUAUAUUAUCUUUUGGAAUUGUUGAAUACAUUUAAAUAAUAAAUGGAUUUUUUUUUUGAGUGA
Molecule: messenger RNA, 2963 nt
Organism: Mugil cephalus (flathead mullet)
Lineage: Eukaryota; Metazoa; Chordata; Actinopteri; Mugiliformes; Mugilidae
Gene: c1ql1l2
Product: C1q-related factor
Exons: 2
Coding region: 481-1269 (262 amino acids)
Molecular function (GO): protein binding
Source: RefSeq, a predicted model, not a curated record